AAUAUUAUAACUGGAUUGUUUACUUUGAGUUAUUGUUAUUGCUUAUAUUAUAAUUAAAAUCAAAAUUAGUAUUUACAUAAAUACAAUAAACAAUUACUUCAAGAAAGUUUAUCUUCAAGCCCUCUUUCGAUCGUAGGUAGGUCAGAUCGUAGGAUAUUUUCCAUUAUCCGGCCACGUUCCCUUGUUGAAUCAGGCCAAGUAGCGAUUGAAGAACUUUAAUAUGAUUUUAGGAUACGUUAUCGCAAUCAGUACCAUAUUUGGAAUCGGACUUGCAAGAAGUCGCUUGCGUGCAUGCUAUGUCAACAAUUUCGUGGGCCCGGACGACCCUCAGUACUACCGACCACACUUCCCCGUGUGGUGCUCAAGACAAAACAAUAUACAUCAACUAUAUUUUUCAAAAGAUAUAGAACACGAGGUGUUCGGUGAUAUUAACGAGGAUGCGUACGUGUGCGCCAAAAUAGAAUGGAUUUGGCAAAGGCACGAGCAUGCGGUGAAGGUGGCGCGAGGUUGCGCGUUGGAAAGUGAGAUGAGAGACGAGUGCAAACACAUUCUUGCCUGGAAGCAUAUACAUGGCUACGGUUACAUCAAUGGCUGCCACACGUGCAAUCGCAACUGGUGCAACACGUCCGCUCGCACCGGCGGCUCAACGACAAAGGAACUGCUACUGCUGCUAAUUUAUCAAAAUUUAUGCCUGUUUCUGUUGAAAACAUUUUUGCUAUAAAAUAUAUUUUUGUUUAUAUG
Molecule: messenger RNA, 741 nt
Organism: Plutella xylostella (diamondback moth)
Lineage: Eukaryota; Metazoa; Arthropoda; Insecta; Lepidoptera; Plutellidae
Source: RefSeq, a predicted model, not a curated record